This is a messenger RNA of Durusdinium trenchii, 504 nucleotides long. NCBI's taxonomy places the organism in Eukaryota, Dinophyceae, Suessiales, Symbiodiniaceae. The record is from the annotation of a GenBank genome assembly.
AUGUAUGGCUGGCCCGAGCGUCAAAGCCAGGCAGGUGCCACGCCAGCAGCCACAGCUUCAACCGAGCGCAAAGAAGUUGCUGUGGUACGAAUCUUAGCUGGUGGUACUCGCCAGGUAAGAUCCACUUUUCACUUCGACGAUGUGCUCACUUCCUUCAGCUCGCAAGAAGAUGUCUUUCGAGCAACCCUGCAACCACUAGUGGGGCAAGUUUUAGCUGGCUACGAGACCACUGCCUUUGCGUAUGGACAGACUGGCCGCGGCUUGGUGCCUCGCACAGCAGCAGCCGUUUUGGAAGCCUUGGUUGGGGCACUUGAGACGGUUUCGAUAUCGGAGGUGGCCGAGGAGUGUGUUGCCAAGGCCUAUCAGAAGUGGGAACCUGAGUUGAAUCUGAAGCUGUUCACCAAGCUUGACCUUGCCAAUUACAGGUGGUCCGCAGAGCACAAGUCUGGGUGCUCGGGCGAGACUGGACAUGACUUUCUCAUGGCGAACGAACGGUGCGAAUGA